This is a messenger RNA of Moneuplotes crassus, 1970 nucleotides long. NCBI's taxonomy places the organism in Eukaryota, Ciliophora, Spirotrichea, Euplotida, Euplotidae. The record is from the annotation of a GenBank genome assembly.
GCUAGAAUAAUAUAAUUACUAAAGAAAUGAACAAACUUUCCGAUGUGAUUACACAAAUUAAAAAAGGUGAUAUGAAGGAGCUUGCAGGAAGAGAUAUCCAGCUUCAAGUCAUCGAAGUAUAUGGAAUGUCAAAGAUCCACUCCCAGACAGCUUCUGAAUGUUUAAACCUCACACUUUGGGACGGUGUUGACCAGAUUCAGGGAAAGAUCAUCACUGACAUUUUGAAUAAUAUGACUCAAACAAUCGAGCUUUACUCGAUCAUUAAAUUCAAUUCUUGAUGCUUUCUGCAGGAUAAAUACACUGGGGAUAAAAUCUUGAUGGUAGGAUCUGACAUAGAGAUUCUUAAUAAUUAUACGCACAGAAUAGAACCUGAAGAGGAAAACAAAUCUCAAAGUUCGAGGAAAAAGUCAGAAAUAUCAAUGCGAAAAUCUGAAGACUCUUUGAAACAGUAUUCUUCAGUCAAAGUUUCUCAGGACAUUGGUGACUUUUUAGUUGAUUCUACUCCUCUUAAAGAGAAUCAGCUGGAAAAUGAAUUUUCAGAUUAUGAAGGAGAUGAGUCUGACCAAGACCAAUAUUUACCAAUUUCAAAAAUAAGUGUCUGCCACAAUUAUCAACAGACAGAUUGGAAAAUCAAAGCAAGAGUGGCUGAUAUUUUUCCCAUUAAACAAUUUAUGAAUAAAUAUCCCCAUAAAUCCAGUAGAUCUACCUUUAGAGUCUUGAAUAUUGUGCUCUCAGAUUUCUACACUGGAGAUGAGAUUGAGGGAACCUUCUAUAACGAGCUAAUAGAGCAAUUCUUCAACAUUGAAGAUGGAGAGAUAUUACCUCCAGUUAACCCAGAUCAACUCCAAGCUAAUUGAGUCUACAUCAUCUCUGGCUGAAAAGUGCUUGACAGUAAGAAUACCAGCACUGUCCAACAUUUGAGGAAACUUAACUUCAAAUCAGACUCAGUUGUAAAAAGAUGGUAUCCUAAAAGCAACACUCGUAAAAGAAGACUAAGCACUACCGAAUUCACCUACCACGACCAACUACUCACUAAAAUCAACAGCUCCAUCAACAUUUACGGAAUUAUCUCUACUAUCACCAGCACCUUCCAAAAGUCUUCUUCCAAAUCCUUCAGCUCAAUCCUGACCCUCUACCUGCUAACCUUCAAAACUUCUGAAAGAACAGACUAUGAACAAAUCGUUAUCAAAAUUUUAGACCAGAAGGCUUCAGAGCUUAGACUUAAAGAAGGAGAAGUAAUAGCAGUUUUUAACUGAAGAGUUCUGAUGGCAAGCACUCCAUACCUGGAAGUCCUUAGUGUCAAGGAUGUUACUAGAGGAGAGGAUGCUGGGUGUGUGGAGGACUUAGAGAGACUUAAUGAGUUGUAUGCUCAAUAUGUUGGUGAAUGUGGUGGUGAUGGGAUUGGGAGUCCAGGAAUAGGGGUUUCAGUAGGUGGAGUUACGAAGGAGAACUCAAUGGUGAGAUGUAAGGUAGAUAUCCCUUCUGAAAAUUGUAGUCAAGAUCACUUACUUUUUACUCAAAAGUGAAAGAGCUGUAAUAUAUAUCAAGAUAUCCAAGAAGGAAGCCUUAUUCAUAGAGAUGAGUUUUGACAGCAUUGUAAAACUGAGAGAGAAUUUUCACUUGAAUACAAGAUCCAAUGCAGCAUUAUUCUAGAAACUGGAGCUACUUAUCGGUGAGUCAUGAAGAACUUGUGAGCUCAUGAGAUCUUACCAAAACCAGCGUUGAAACUCUUUAACAUGAAUGAAGAUACAAGGAGAGAAAUACUAGACGCCUGAACCAAAUGCUAUUGAGAAAUUGAUGAAUUUUGCAAUCCUAAAUGAAAGCACAAUUCUUUCUGUGAUGUCAUCCUUGAGAAUUCUUGGUCUAUCAAGCAAGAAGUCCCUUGAAUCUCUUAUAACGAAGAGGGAGAGGAUGAAAUUGAGCAAGAUAAAGCAUGCUAUGAAAUUUAUCAAAUAAUAUUUUCAACUUAA